AUGACACUAGCAUCAAAUAUUAAUACAAACUACAGUAAUAACAAUAAUACCCGCAAUAUUAUUGACAAAUAUUUCUACUAUGAAGAUAUAGUAUUAAAAUAUUUGGAUACAGUUCCAUAUAUAAAUAAUUAUACCUACCACAAAGUUAGUGGCAGAAUCACAUUAUUUCUACUAACUAUGGGGAUAUUAGCCAUAAUUAAUGAAAUAUGCAUAAGUUUAGAUAUGUAUAUAUUAAGUAAGAACACUUAUAAUGAGAUAAAUAGUAGUGAUUUACAAUCUUUGAAGAAGCAUAAAUUGUUGUUGGAAAAACAUUUUAAAAACGAUGGUACCGGGCACUCUUUCAUUAGUAAUGAUAAUGAAGAAACUUUGCAAGACUUUUUUUCUAAACCUGUCCCGGUAGCUCACCUAACUGUUACAUGUGCUGUUAUAAAUUCUAAGGAUGGUUAUAAGCCAAUAUUGAAAACCCCGUUGGUUUACCAAUUUGAAUUUACUACCAAUGAGUUAUAUACAUACGAUAAUAACAACAAUGCUUCUAUUAAUGACGGAUUAGAGUAUGGAUGCAAGUUGGUGGAAUUAAGAAGGAAAUUAUAUCAUUUUUUCAAAGAUAGUAGUAUCUAUGAAGAGCUGAGUAAAAAUACUAACAUAAAUUUUACUAUUAGUAAAAAUAUUUUUAUUUAUAACAAUAAGGAUGAACUAUUAGAUAGCUCCUUUGACGAUUACCCGCUGUGUUUUUUAAAAUUAGAAACUGGGAAUGUGAUAAAAUGCGAAUUUCUAAUUUAA
Saccharomycodes ludwigii is the source of this 780-nucleotide messenger RNA. It is a transcript of the gene ERG29, whose product is annotated as Erg29p. The transcript has a single exon. The record is from RefSeq and is a predicted model, not a curated record. Bases 1 to 780 code for a protein of 259 amino acids. NCBI's taxonomy places the organism in Eukaryota, Fungi, Ascomycota, Saccharomycetes, Saccharomycodales, Saccharomycodaceae.